GAACAAUCAAUGUGAAAAACAUUUGUGUGUAUUAUUUCAUGUCUUAUAGGGUCACUGAGAUCAAAUAGAUUGUAUUGUUAUAUAAUUGUGCGGAUUAGUCGAAAUGCGUUAUUCGGCACUAUCAACAACAUUUCUUGGGGAGAGUUCGGAAGCAACGAUGAGGCUUUAGUUAUUGAUGCAUUUUUUAAUAUUUGGAAUUUAUAGUUUAUAUAUUAAGUUAUUUGUAAUAUGUAUCAUUCAAGAUUAAUCAAUUUCUUCUAAGUACCAGGUGUAUGGUUACUAUGGAUCCUAAAAAUCAAAAAUCGCCUAGAAAAAUUUUGAGUGAAAAGGUGAAGAAAACUAAAAAGAAACGAAAACACAGAAAACAUUCUGGCAAGUCAGAUGUCAAGGGAAGUGACUGUAGUGUUGAUCAGAGAUUAGAAGUUGAAGGUGUUCAAAUGCUUGAAGACUUCCAGAAUGAUUCCAGUCAAACUGACUCUCCAUCGCCAUCACUUAAAUCAAAGCAAGACAGACUUCUGCUGUCGGCAACAGGCAUUGAACUGGAGCCUCCGCAGGGGAAGACCAAGCAGAAAUCCUCUAGGGGUUCUUCUGAUGGUAGGAACCAGGUGCUGAAGAAAAACAUACAAUUGGUGCCAAUUGACGAACUCACAAAGGAAUCACUGUCUCAAAGAGAGCUGGGGUCUCUCCAGUCUCCAGUAGACAGCAUUGGGAUUGCCACACUGACUUUAAAAAACAAAUCUGGUGCUUCUAGGACUCCCAGAACUAAAGGACAGAACUCCAAUAAAAAUGGUUCUAAAGGUAAAAAAGUUGAUGUGAAGGUCUUGUAUUCUUCGGACGUCAUACUUCCAUUACAUUCAGCAAGUGUAGACAUUCCAAAGAGGAAUGAAAACAUGCGAUGGGAUGGUGCGCUGGAUGACUCUGAUGCCGAACAGGAGAGACUUGAGCAGUAUAAGAUAAACCGACGGAAACGCUAUCUAGCAGCUGCCAGUUCCAAAGGUCUUGGUUGGGUGUUGAAUUACACGUCCAAUGGCUCGCCUGUGUCCGAUUCCGGAAUUGAGUCUUUACGCGAGUCUGUCAUUACGAAUUUGAGUACAGUCCGUUCGCUGAGACCCAGACCCAGUUACAGUCAGCCAAUUCUUCCACAAGUCAGACUCGUGUAGAGUUAAUAAAACUUAUAUUCUUUUAGUUUUAAUAUAACAUCACCAAACCUUGCAAAAUAGACAGAUUAUAUAAUUAUUUAAUUUGAAACAGUUGAUAUGUACAAUCAAAACAGGAUUUCAUGCAUCAUUGGUUACUUCUAUGGUCCAACAUUUAUGAUACUUAAGACUCGUAGAGCUUGCACUCUAGUGCCAUACCAGUGCCAUUCAGUUUUUAUAACCAGUUUAAUCAGUUUUGUUUCUUGAAUGCCGACUUAACAGAGAUAGAAAUUCAUGCCAGACAUUCCUUAAGUUAAUGCAGUGUUUCGUAAAUUUGAAGUGUCAUGAAUGGCUUACUAUGUAAAACUUUUUUAAGUAUAAGAAUCCCUACUCAGUAUACUAACCAGAUGGUCAACGUAUCAAUGUAGACAAUAUAUUACAAAGCCUGAGUCACUGUAGCGGUGUAAGUGUUUUCACAUGACUCUUUAAGACUGAGUUGAUAGACGUAUUUUUAUGAAUCUUAACAAAACCAUUAACACUUUCUAAAUCGUAUCAUUGUACAAGAGAAUCAAAAGGAAUUUUUACAAUAUUGUUACUAGGUCGAUGCUGCUCCCAUGAAUUAUCGUCAGGUGUUUUGCCUUUAGAAAGACUGCCACUUCCAUGAAUCGUUUUCAGGUUUCACUUGUAAGCUAGAGGACUGCCACUUCCCAGGACGGUACAUCCUUCCCAUCAGCCCUUGUGGUCAAAUAAGCACUUCCCCUCCCAAGACUUUUAUAAUUGAAACUGGGAGACAUGAGGUAUUAGGUCAGACAGCUGUUGGAUAUUAUGACUGGUUUAUAAUAGAAAUGACAGUGGGCUGUUAUAAUUGACUGCAGUCUUGUUUUACAUUGACAAAGGUAAAUGUACUACAAAUAUAUAAUAAUAAUAAUAAUCGACCAAGUGAAGUCACAGAAUGAUGUGUUGUGAGGUAGUGCUCAGUUAUAUUGACUUGCGGAUGGACGAACAUGCUUAUGACCACUUUACAUUUUCGAUUGAGGCUGUAACUUUCAUUACAAUGUUUCCUUUGUUUCAAACUGAAUUAUAAAAUGACCACACAGGUGUGCUAUGGAGGUCUAAGGGGGUACAUGUAGGACUUAACAUUUUUUAGGGUAAAUACUGUCCAGCGCAAAUCCCUUCUGCCACCCAAUCCUAGAGAAGUGCCGUCCCAUAUAUGCCUGGAUUGUGAUAACGUUGGAGUCUGAACUUCGUGUUUCGACUCCCAACAUUUGGUGAUGUGUCCUGUUUCUAAAAUGGUCAUACGCAUACUAACAAACAGGUACAUGCUUUUUAAAUCGAGUACAUGUAAUUGGUUAUAAUACAAUUUAUUUUAUUUUUAUUUAGCAUUUUUGCUGUCGAUAAAUUGAUAUUGAAUCUCUUAUUUGUGAGUCUCGUUUUAUUGUGCCAAAUAUUGUGUGCCUUACGCUGAAGCAACAGAUUUUAUGACCAAAAACCACAUUCAAUCAUACACAUACCUCACUUCUUUUUUUUCUUCUUUUUUUAACUACAGAUAUUUUUUUAUUUGUGUGUUUUGUCAUGAUACAUGGUAAUCUGUUGAAAUUAUUUACAGAUGCUACUGCUGAUAAUUAUGAUAUAUAUAACUAAAGUAAAACGAUUUUUUAACAGCAGUUUGUAUAUAUGUUUAGUGCCAUAAAUACUAAUUUCAACAAAACCUGUGUAUAAGUUGCCCACAGGAUCCACUAUAAGCGAUCUUUAUUAGAUGGUUAAUGUGCAUGUAUUUUUAUGCACGAUGGAUGUACGUGUAUGUAUAUAUGCGAAGAGAUCCCCGUAAAAGGUGGUCGUAACAUUAAGAUAACUUUACAAACAUGUAGCCGGUUUAGAAAUAUUAGGAAUGAACAAAUGAGUUUAGAUGCAUUCCAUUUUCUAUUUUCUUAACAUAACACGCACUGUUUGCAGUUCUGUUACUACUAUUCAAGCUUCUUCACGUAUUUCAUCAUAUUCAGUCACGUAUUUAAUCUUUUUCAGCUUUAUAAGCCAUAAAUGUGUCGAUCAUUUUUUGCAAGUAUUUUAAUGUAGUCAGUUGUAUUCACAUAAUGAUUAUUCAUAUUGAUUGUUUUUUGUUAUAAAAAACACUGCAAAUAAUCAGCAAGGUAUACAAAUUUACUCGUUAUUUAUGUAUGUCAACAUACAAUAUAUAUGUUUAUUUUUUAUAUGUCUGUGUAUCAGUUGUAUUUGUUAGGUAAUUCUGUAAUGUGUAUGAGACGUAUUUAUAGGUAUACAUUUUUUUCUGUGUGCGUAUCAUUUAUAUUCAUAUUCAUUCCAUAAUUUAUUUGCUCACUGUGAAAUAUAUAAAAGAAAUAAAUAUCACAUAUUUAUAAAAUAAAUUAUUUGUAAAA
Messenger RNA from Gigantopelta aegis, 3529 nucleotides. RefSeq names its product protein LIAT1-like. The transcript is spliced from 2 exons. Bases 273 to 1160 code for a protein of 295 amino acids. Gene Ontology annotation, biological process: protein arginylation. NCBI's taxonomy places the organism in Eukaryota, Metazoa, Mollusca, Gastropoda, Neomphalida, Peltospiridae. The record is from RefSeq and is a predicted model, not a curated record.